ACAUACACCACAACGGCCAAAGUACAUGUGAGCUCAGACAAAGCCUUGUGCUGAAUUUCUUUUCUCUUUUCGUGUUCGCAGGCGUUCAGAAGACUAUUGAGAGGAGAUUUCAGCCGGACAGAAGAGUGAGCUCUUUCAGCUGUUUCUAUAUUGUUCGGUGAAGACAGCACUCAGGUGAGCCAUCGAUCUCCUCCCAUGAGGGAACACUAUCGUGAUGGCAGAGGGAUCUGGAUUUGACCUGGACUACAUUACGGAGCGUAUCAUUGGCAUCACCUUCCACCAGUCCUGCACAGAGCAGACGUACCAGCACAACCUGCGCAGCAUCACGCAGAUGCUGCAGUCCAAACAUGCGGAUCGAUACAUGGUCAUUAACUUAUCCGAACACAGUGAUGAUCUCAGAAGGAUGAAUCACAGGGUGGUGGAUUUGGGAUGGCUGGAACGACAAGCUCCAUCGCUCCAUCUGCUGUGUUCAGUGUGUAAAAACAUGGACAAUUGGCUUAGGGCACACUCUGAAAACGUGCUGCUGCUACACUGCAAAGGCAGCAAAGACAGAGUGGGUGUGGUAAUAUCCUCUUACAUCCAGCUAUCUAAUGUUUCCACCAGUGAGGAACAUGCAUUAGAUCUCUACUCCAUGAAGAAGUUCUGCAGUGAUAAAAUGGUUAACCUUAUGACUCCAUCUCAGAAAAGGUAUGUGCAGGUGUUUGGCAGACUCCUUACCCAUCAGAUCCGCAUAAACUCUUCCCCGCUUUUCAUCCAUGGCAUUAAUAUCCAUCCCAUUCCUGACUUCCACCCUACAGUGUGUCAGCUGUUUAUCAGAGUGUAUCAAGACACACAGACAGUUUACACAUCAGGAGUGCAUCAGGUUGCUGUAGGUCAGACAGACCGAGUGUGUUUUGCUCUGGAACCCCCACAGAUGCUUAAAGGUGAUUUCAUGAUUGCGUGCUAUCAUAAAAAUGAUUCCAUGAGGACUCGCGAGACAGUGUUUGGUGUGCAGUUCCACACCGGCACUCUGUGUGGAGAACAACUUUCCUUGCAGAAAGAAGACCUUGAUCAUGCAAACAAAGACCCAAGAUUCCCAGAGGACGGUGUGGUGGAGCUGCUCUUUUCAGAAAUUGUCGACAGAGACCCAUCCCUUGCUUCAGAUUGUGGCCACUGGAGGAACCGUUCAGCAGUUGUCACUGAAAAUGACCCUCUGGAUUCACUACAGGCUCAGUGGGACUUCACUGAAAAUCUUACAGCAGCAGCCAAGCAAAAAGAAGGCACACGCUCUCUGAGCAGUGACUCUGGACUCUCCAGCUCCUCCCAGUGGACUGGAGGACAAACCUCUGGGCUCCCAAUCAGCUACGGCUCUGAGGAGCAUCCCCAGCUCCCCAGAGUGAUCCCUGGGCUCAGAAUGGAGGAGGAACAAGCUUCUCCAGGCGUCACGAGACGUGACCCUAAAGCCAAUCAAGCUACUUUUGAUCAUUCCAGUCAUUUAAAUGGUCAAACAAUGUUUAUAGAACGAGAGACGGAUAUUAUAGAUGAUGACGAAGACAUAAUCGCUCCGAAUGCUGCUGUUUUAGACUCUAAAGACACACUGUCUUCAAAGGAAAUGUCUGGCUUGUCUUCAGGUGAAUGUCAGAACUCUGUCCAAUCAGAUUGUCAAAGUGAAGCUCCUCCUGCCAUAUUUAGAGAUGUGAAUUCCUCAAACACACUCUUACACACUUCAGUACCUUCUGGAUAUCACACACAUAUAUGGGUAAAACAGCAACAGUCCACGUCUUACAUGCACACUCCAUCAGACAGACUGGAACACAGAGAGGAGAUGGAGCUCCAAAAAGGUGCAAGCAAACCUUCAUUACCAGACAAUGGCUUUCCGGAGACGCAGUCUGAGCCAGACAAGGAUGAUGAGUUUGCGACACUGGCUUUGGAUGUUGAUCAGUCAAUCGAACAGCUCAAUCAGCUGAUCCUGGACCUUGACCCUGACUUUGAACCAAUCCCCACACAGGCAAGGAGUCACAUGACCCGCUCGGCCUCCCUUCAGACCAAUGGAAAGACGCAUUCGGUUGGAAGGGCCAAAUCCCUCCAGUCAGGUUGGAGGCAGAAACAGCUCAGUGAUGUCUCUGAAUACUCUGUGCUGCGAAAGGCGGGUGGUGAUCGAAUGCAGAACAACCAGAGAUUUGUCUUUGGAACGCCAUCGCGAGGUCUAUAUCACACUGACGCUGUUGACAUUGGUGACCUUCCUACAGAGGUUGACAGUCCACUGUCUGUGGGUCUUAAUCAAGUUCCACCCACACCGGCAUUUCCUGUGACACCCCCCACUCCAUAUGUGAAGAGUGGGCAUGACACAAUCCCUUCAAGACCUGGUUCUCAAGCCAGUAGAAACUACAUGAACUAUCCAAUAUGGCAAGAGUCACGAGGAUACAUGGACAGCAUGACACAUACAUCUAUGUCAUCCGACGGAGAGCUCUUCCACUCUGAUGUCACAGGAAGUCCCGCCUCCUGUCAGAGGAUGUUUGGAUCUAUGCACUCUAUGUCCACCCCCAGCCCAUUGGUCAACACAGACAGUCCCACCCCAGCUCAUUCCUGGUUAGAGGGUGGAUCCAGCACCCCAUUGAGCCACUACACCCCUCAGCCCUCUCCACCCCUCACCCUCUCGGCCCCCAACUCCCACAGCUCCCCUCGCGGAGCCCCUCGCGGAGCCCCCCGCGGCCUGCCCUCCUCUCUGGAUGUCGGGGGACUGGAGAGCAGCCUGCUGGAGGCGGUGGAGGGUCUCGAGGCUCUCGGUCUGGAUGUGGCUCAGCCUCCCUUUCUGCCCCUGAAGAGACGAGGGACUGAAAGCUCAGAGACCAUGUUCCCGCUCAGCAGGAGUGCAGUCAGCACGUCCUAUGCCAGUCACAACACCUCACCUACCAGAUCUACACCAAGUCCAGAUUUUAUGGCCAGUAAAUCAGAAAAUGUGAAGUUCGUUCAAGAUACGUCAAAGUUUUGGUACAAGCCAGACAUCUCGAGAGAGCAAGCUAUUGCCAUUCUCAAGGAUAAAGAGCCAGGCUCCUUCAUCAUCAGAGACAGUCACUCAUUCAGAGGAGCUUACGGAUUGGCUAUGAAGGUGGCCACGCCCCCACCCUCUGUUCUACAGCAAAGCAGAAAAAACGUUGAUAUCUUAGGAAAUCCAAGCACAGUUGGAGACAAUGUUGAGAUCUCUUCUGAAACCAUAGGAGCCACAAUGGGUGAUCUGUCCAAUGAGCUUGUGCGGCAUUUCCUGAUCGAGUGCACACCGAAAGGAGUGCGGUUAAAAGGCUGCCCCAACGAACCUUAUUUUGGAAGUCUCACAGCUUUGGUGUGUCAGCAUUCAAUCACACCCUUGGCUUUACCGUGCAGACUCAUCAUCCCAAACAGAGAUCCUCUAGAGGAGUUAAAUGAAUCUUCAUCACAGACUUCAUCUACAAACUCUGCAGCAGAGCUACUCAAACAGGGAGCAGCAUGUAACGUGUGGUUCCUGGGCAGUGUGGAUCUGGAGUCUCUGACAGGAGUUCAGGGUGUUCAGAAGGCCACCACUGUGAUUUUCAGUAUGGAUCCACCACCCACAUCCACCGUCGUUCACUUUAAAGUGUCUGCACAGGGAAUCACCCUCACGGACAACCAGAGGAAAUUGUUCUUCAGGAGACACUAUGCUGUCAACACAGUGAUAUUCUGUGCCCUGGAUCCUCAGGACAGGAAGUGGACACGGGACGGCUGCACAACUGCAAAGAUCUUUGGCUUCAUUGCGAGGAAAAGCGGGAGCAGCACAGAGAAUGUGUGUCACCUGUUUGCCGAACACGACCCCGAGCAGCCUGCCAGUGCUAUUGUCAACUUUGUCUCUAAGGUGAUGAUCGGCUCUCAGAAGACCAAAUAGAAAAAUCAUAAGCAGAGAUUUCUGCUGAACUGCGAAGGGGACAGACUCUACAUCCUUAAUUUCAAAUGUUGAAGUGGAAACCGAAUUUACAGUUUCGCUACUGUUAUGUGACCGCUUUUACUUGCUGAUGGUGUAGAAACAGUGAAACGUCAGUAUUGGAAUGGAUGAAACUUUAUUUUAUGUUGGAUUCUCCCCGUUUUUUGGACCAGAUACACAGGUAAACUUCAUGGGAGCCAGGAACAAAUUUUAUAGGUGGGCUGCCCUUUCACAAGGCCCGGGACAACAUUCCCAAUUGUCCCACCUGAUGACGACCCUAAAAAAAAUCCAUUCCACAGGAAAUCUUUGACAUCUAUGCAGCACUGUUGCAUCACAGGACACGUCCAGAAGAGGGCGCCACACUUCUUCGGCUCAUUCUCGCACUGCCAUAAACACAGUCUGCUCAAAGCAAACUUAAAAGCCUGAGAGGAAAACAACUUACGGUUAUUUUAUUGUAUAUGCCUUUUUUGCUACUUUGUUUGCAGUAUUUCUGAGGUCCUCGGUUUCGUUUGGAAAUAAAAAUGAUUGAGGUGUAAAUGUAGAUUAAUUUCCAUGUUGUGUCUGGUCACAUACAUCCACAAGAUGCAGACCAAAGAGAAUUCUGAAUUUUGCAUAUCAGUUUACAAAAUUUAAAUGUUUUUGAUUUUAUAUAUGUGUAUACAUUAUCAAAUACUACUUUAAAAAAUGUAUAGCUCAAAAUAUUAAAUUGUUGUUUAUCUCUGUAUUUGUUUAUAAGUGCCGAGCUAACAUUUUCAGUCAAUGCCAAGUGGUUUCCUUAAAAAGCAUAUUGACUUUGACUUUGUUUAUAUAUUUGGAAAUAUUUAUCAUAUAACUCAUAUUCUGUGUAUACUCAUCUCUUACUCAUCUAUGCGGCAUGAGAGUUAAAGGGAUAGUUCACCCAAAAAUGAAAAUGACCCCAUGAUUUACUCACCCUCA
Sinocyclocheilus rhinocerous is the source of this 4846-nucleotide messenger RNA. RefSeq names its product tensin-3-like. The record is from RefSeq and is a predicted model, not a curated record. Gene Ontology annotation, molecular function: protein binding. Gene Ontology annotation, cellular component: focal adhesion. Lineage: Eukaryota; Metazoa; Chordata; Actinopteri; Cypriniformes; Cyprinidae. The transcript has 28 exons. The coding region runs from base 215 to 3874 and encodes 1219 amino acids.